CUGCUGCUGCUCCUGUUCAAUGAGACACUACCAUCCUUCUUCUUCUCCGCGGAAUAUUACCGACUGCGUACUAGGCCAACUUACUGUUUGCGGCCUCUAUUUAUUUCUGACAUUUGUUCUUAUGUUAUCUAACUGAUACGAAUGAACUGCUGCCCCUAUGUCUAUGACUGUGGUCUGGUCUUACUAUGAAAUUUCCCCUGUUUUGUUUUUCGUGAACAUGAAUCUGUUGUCGGUCGGCACAAGCUACCUUUGGUAGUGGGAGAUAGUUGUGCAAGAGGUGCUCACUCAGCUAUCCCUGGCCUCCUUGUGCCUCUGUCCGUUUUUUCAUCUUUGUUUUCAUCUUAGUUCUGUUUUUCCCUUCUCCUUCCCCCUGUUUUUUCUGAUAGUACACGAUGGCUGCGUGCGGAUCAGGUACAUUAAUGUUAUAAAACCUUCAAUUCUUCCAGCACUGUUCUCUUUGCCACAAGCAUAUUUAUCAGUCACCGGAGACAUUUCGGGGGGAGAGUGUUACGCAUGAAGAUCCAGCCAAGUCCCUGGCUUUAUUGCUAAACUGUCGCAGCCAGGACAAAAACGGAAUGGCUGUCACGGUUUUGCGCUCGAAAGGGAAACGAGCACUCAUAUUCUACUUGGUACAGCAAGGAAAGCACCUUCUGAAUGGCAACAGCAUACGACGCUACUAACUUAGAUGAAAAAUUCCUGCAAUCUUUAACAUGUACAUGGGUUCACUCAGUACUGCUCCUAGUAUUGAAUAUUGACGCUAUCGCUGUAAUUGGCACAGGCGCGAAAUCGUACACUUGCACCGUUGCGGAAUCGAGUAGCAACAGGGCGCUGGUGUGACGACUAAAUCUAACAACGUGCUAUCUGCAAUGAGAUGAAGAGAGCUCUUCUAUAAAAAAGGCGUGUCGGUUGACCCUCUGUGGUCUCUGGACAUCGUCGUCAGAGCCC
Messenger RNA from Amoebophrya sp. A25, 945 nucleotides. The record is from the annotation of a GenBank genome assembly. NCBI's taxonomy places the organism in Eukaryota, Dinophyceae, Syndiniales, Amoebophryaceae.